This is a messenger RNA of Aspergillus tanneri, 579 nucleotides long. RefSeq names its product low-affinity Cu transporter. Gene Ontology annotation, biological process: copper ion transmembrane transport. The record is from RefSeq and is a predicted model, not a curated record. Bases 1 to 579 code for a protein of 192 amino acids. Gene Ontology annotation, cellular component: membrane. The transcript is spliced from 4 exons. Lineage: Eukaryota; Fungi; Ascomycota; Eurotiomycetes; Eurotiales; Aspergillaceae. Gene Ontology annotation, molecular function: copper ion transmembrane transporter activity.
AUGGAUCAUCACGCUCAUCAUUCCGGUAUGGACAUGGAUCAUGGUCAUGGCGAUAUGGAUAUGGGUUCCAAGUGCAGUAUGAAUAUGCUUUUCACCUGGUCCACCCAAAACCUGUGUAUUGUAUUUCCUCGGUGGCGAGUGACUGGGGUCCUUUCUCUCCUCGUUUCCUUGGUCGUUAUUGUGCUCUUGACAGCUGGCUACGAGGGUGUUCGCCAGUUGACUAGACGCUUUGAGGCCGCCCAUGCUAAACGAUUAAGUGCGUUUACAUCAGCUACGACUGGAGGCAAUGACGUCGCCGACGAAUCUGCCCCGACUGGCCUCCCUGCUCACCAAACCCAUCUUCCCGACUCAGGCUUACCGCUACUUGUAGGCAGCGAUAAUCGAAGGAAACUGGAGCAGAGGGGGAAGAUCAUCAUGGCUACCUUGUAUGCCGUGCAGGUGUUCUAUAGUUUCUUUAUCAUGUUACUCUUCAUGACUUAUAACGGGUUGAUUAUGCUUUCGGUUGCUGUCGGUGCGUUCGUAGGGUAUCUGGUCUUCGGGGAGAACAUGUCCGCUUCGAAGACGGUCGCUUGUCAUUGA